This is a messenger RNA of Columba livia (rock pigeon), 1047 nucleotides long. RefSeq names its product sosondowah ankyrin repeat domain family member C (gene SOWAHC). The record is from RefSeq and is a predicted model, not a curated record. The transcript is spliced from 2 exons. Lineage: Eukaryota; Metazoa; Chordata; Aves; Columbiformes; Columbidae. Gene Ontology annotation, molecular function: protein binding. The coding region runs from base 1 to 1047 and encodes 348 amino acids.
AUGCCGGCAGCCGCCCUCAGCUCGUGGAGCGCCGGCGUGAGCCGCCCCGGCCGAGCCCGGCGGCGGGCGGAGGCCAGCGGAGAGGCUCCCGGCGGGGGCCGCCGCCUGGGCGCGGCGGAGCCGGCGAGGAGGCUGCGGAGCCUGCGGGAGGCGGCGCGGGGCGGCUCGCCCCAGCUGAAGCGCGGAGCCCUCCCGGGGGGAACCCGCGGCCGUGGCGGCGGCGGCGACUCGGACAGCGCCUCGGUGGCCUCGUCCUCCGCCGAGGAGGAGGGGAGCACCACCGGUGCCGUGGCUCUGGACCCCCUGGAGCACGCCUGGAUGCUAUCGGCCUCGGACGGGCGGUGGGAGAGCCUGGAAGGGCUGCUAAGCUGUGAGCCGGCGCUGCUCUGCAAGCGGGACUUCAUCACCGGCUUCACGGUGCUGCACUGGGCCGCCAAGCACGGGCGGCAGGAGCUGCUGGCCACGCUGGUCAACUUUGCCCAGCGGCACCAGCUGCCCGUGGACAUCAACGCCCGCACCAGCGGCGGGCACACCGCCCUGCACAUCGCAGCCAUGCACGGCCACGCCGAAGUGGUGAAGCUGCUGGUGGGCGCCUACGACGCCGACGUGGACAUCCGCGACUACAGCGGGCGCAAGGCUGCACAGUACCUGCACCAGGGCACAUCAGGGGACAUGCGGAGCCUGGUGGGGGCCCUGGAGGAAGAGGAGGAGGAGGAAGGGGCUGCCGGCAAUGGGAGCGGGCGCUGGAGGCUCUCCAAGGUGUUGCCCUCCAACCUCAUGAGCUACCGACUCCACCAUCAUCAUCACAGCACUGGGGAGGAAGCUGAGGGUACCGAGGGGGCAGCGGUGCCAGGCAAGGGCAAGGAGAUUACCAGAAAAGCCUCCAGCAGUGGGCGGAUGAAGCCUCGGCUUAAUAAGAUCCGCUUCAGGACUCAGAUCAUCCACAACACACCCUCCUUUCGCGGUGACACUGAGGAAGAAGAGCAUGAGGAGAAAUCUCUGAAAGCAUCAUUCAGGCUCAGGCCGAAGUCCAAUGUCUUUGGAUAA